Messenger RNA from Juglans regia (Persian walnut), 818 nucleotides. RefSeq names its product ethylene-responsive transcription factor ERF003-like. Gene Ontology annotation, biological process: regulation of DNA-templated transcription. The coding region runs from base 81 to 659 and encodes 192 amino acids. Gene Ontology annotation, molecular function: DNA-binding transcription factor activity; DNA binding. Lineage: Eukaryota; Viridiplantae; Streptophyta; Magnoliopsida; Fagales; Juglandaceae. The record is from RefSeq and is a predicted model, not a curated record. The transcript has 2 exons.
UCUCUGCCUCCAUUUUUCUCCUUCAGGCCGCACGACACUCACAAACACAUUUCUAUCAAAACGUUUCACCUUUUAAAGACAUGGCCAGGACACAACAGCGAUAUCGAGGAGUUCGCCAAAGGCAUUGGGGCUCUUGGGUCUCAGAGAUUCGCCACCCUCUACUGAAGACUAGAAUUUGGCUAGGAACAUUUGAAACCGCGGAAGACGCGGCACGGGCUUAUGACGAAGCCGCAAGGCUAAUGUGCGGUCCAAGAGCUAGGACUAACUUCCCCUACAACCCAAAUGCAGUACCUCACUCAUCGUCUUCAAAGCUUCUCUCGGCCACUUUGACAGCUAAACUGCAUAGGUGCUACAUGACUUCACUCCAAAUGACAAAAUCAUCAAGACAGGAGCCACAAAAGGCAUUAUUGCCGCUUGCUAACACAACCAGCUCCACUGCUAGAAGCCCCAUUGAAAUGGGUACUCGACUGCCGGAUAAGACUCUGGCUGCUGCUCAGCAAGAAACGGAAGCCAAUUGGGUUGUCAAGAAAGUUCAAGUGGAAAGCACACAGCUGCAGUUUAAUCCUCUCGAAGAUGAUCACAUCGAACAGAUGAUUCAAGAGUUGGUUCAUUACGGGUCUAUCGAGCUUUGCUCUGUUGUACACCCUCAGGCUCUGUAACUUAGGCCAGGACCUGAUCUCAAACCUCCUCCAAUUCAUCCUGUAUUUCUUUUCUGCUAAUGCCAUUCAUUUUGCUAAUUUAGCCCAUUUUCUUAGCCCUUUCGAGACGCUCUUGCCAUGUUUUAGAUCCUUGAUCGCUAGGUCCUACAACUAAGAAGA